AUGGGAUUUUUAUCUCCUUUUUCUUCUUUAAGUGAAAAUUUUGUCGGUGUAUUUUUGCAAAAGGACAAGCGCUGCCGCUUUAAUUUAACAAAUCGGAGAGGCAAACGCUUUCUUUCUUUCGCGGAGAGGCAACGCCGGCGUCUUUCUUUCGCAAAUCGGAGAGGCAACGCCGGCGUCUUUUCUUCUUUUCGCAAAUCGGAGAGGCAACGCCGGCGUCUUUCUUUCUUUCGCAAAUCGGAGAGGCAACGUCGGCGUCUUUCUUUCUUUCGCAAAUCGGAGAGGCAACGCCGGCGUCUUUCUUUCUUUCGCAAAUCGGAGGCAACGCCGGCGUCUUUCUUUUUUCGCAAAUCGGAGAGGCAACGCCGGCGUCUUUCUUUUCUUUCGCAAAUCGGAGAGGCAACGCCGGCGUCUUUCUUUCUUUCGCAAAUCGGAGAGGCAACGCCGGCGUCUUUCUUUCUUUCUUUUUCUUUCGCAAAUCGGAGAGGCAACGCCGGCGUCUUUUUUCUUUCGCACGCAACGCCGGCGUCUUUCUUUCUUUCGCAAAUCGGAGAGGCAACGCCGGCGUCUUUCUUUCUUUCGCAAAUCGGAGAGGCAACGCCGGCGUCUUUCUUUCUUUCGCAAAUCGGAGAGCAAAUCGGACGCCGGCGUCUUUCUUUCUUUCGCAAAUCGGAGAGGCAACGCCGGCGUCUUUCUUUCUUUCGCAAAUCGGAACGCCGGCGUCUUUUUCUUUCUUUCGCAACGCAACGCGUCUUUCUUUCUUUCGCAAAUCGGAGAGGCAACGCCGGCGCCGGCGUCAAAUCAGAGGCAACGCCGGCGUCUUUCUUUCGCAAAUCGGAGAGGCAACGCCGGCGUCUUUCUUUCUUUCGCAAAUCGGAGAGGCAACGCCGGCGUCUUUCUUUCUUUCGCAAAUCGGAGAGGCAACGCCGGCGUCUUUCUUUCUUUCGCGCAAGAUCAACGCCGGCGUCUUUCUUUCUUUCGCAAAUCGGAGACGCCGGCGUCUUUUCUUUCUUUCGCAAAUCGGAGAGGCAACGCCGGCGUCUUUCUUUCUUUCGCAAAUCGGAGAGGCAACGCCGGCGUCUUUCUUUCUUUCGCAAAUCGGAGAGGCAACGCCGGCGUCUUACAUUGGUUUUAAAAAAUCUUUAA
Messenger RNA from Acanthosepion pharaonis, 1143 nucleotides. NCBI's taxonomy places the organism in Eukaryota, Metazoa, Mollusca, Cephalopoda, Sepiida, Sepiidae. The record is from the annotation of a GenBank genome assembly.